AAGAGCACUGAAACAAUUGAUUGAUCAAUCAUCCCCAAAGUUCACAAAAAGCUAAAGCCAAUAUAGAAAUACAAUACCUAUCACUAAGCUUUUAAAUCUUAACCUCUUCUUCCUUCUCUACUUAGCCACCAAGAAAAGCGACAGAAAAGAGUCGUCGAUCACCUUCUACAUAACUCUCCACUUGACUCCAUCUUCAUCAGCAAAAGAACAAACACUCUUUACACACACACAUACACUUCACAAGAGGCGUUUUCAAUACAAACACUAAGAAGCAAAGAGAUCAAAAACCGUCGUUACAUUACAUAUGAGCGCAGACUGGGGGCCAGUGAUUGUAGCGGUGUCUCUGUUCAUCCUACUAUCACCAGGCCUACUGUUUCAGAUUCCAGCAAGGACGAGAGUGGUUGAGUUCGGGAACAUGAGCACGAGCGGUAUCGCUAUUUUGGUUCACGCAGUUAUAUACUUUUGUAUACUCACAAUCUUGGUGAUCGCUAUACAAGUUCACAUCCAUUUCUGAUCUCUCUGCUCUCUUAUAUCAUGUAAAUGUACGUAACAAAAAAAAACGGAGUUUUAUUACAAACUCUAAUGUAAUUUACAAAUCUCUCGUUCAACAUGUCUAAACCAAGAUGACAGAAAGUAAGCAACUUUUGUCUGAAUUUGAGCAAAUAAACAGAGUUAAAGAGACUUUAAAGUAAAAAAGCAAACUGAAGUAAAUAUUACAAUACAAGUACGAAACACAACUUUCAUCAUGUCUGUUUGUUACAACAUCAACAAGAAGAAAAAAAAAACUAUAGAUUAAAGGUAAAUAAAACCCCUAAAUUACAGAGUUGAUAGACUCGUUUUCCAUAAAGGGUACACCUUUAC
Messenger RNA from Brassica napus (rape), 861 nucleotides. RefSeq lists its product as uncharacterized. The transcript has a single exon. The record is from RefSeq and is a predicted model, not a curated record. Bases 305 to 514 code for a protein of 69 amino acids. Lineage: Eukaryota; Viridiplantae; Streptophyta; Magnoliopsida; Brassicales; Brassicaceae.